AGGUUGCUGAUGAUCGCUUUCCGUAUUAUCCGCCGACGGGCCCGGCCCCUGCAGGGCGCGCUGUCCGUGCUGCCCCGCGCCUUGCCUACUCCCAUCGGACAUACCGACAGUCUUUAAUUGGUUCUUGAUUCACCCUGCCCAAUUGCCCAAAAAGCUUGUGACCACUGCACUUUCUCGCGCCCCAAUUUUAUGACUUCAACAAUAAUUUCGAACCGCGAAACUUCGCGUGCUCACUCCUCCCCUGCUGCCGUCGUUUUCCCAACUUCCCAGCUUUGCCAAUCACUCUCUCUCUCUCUCUCUCUCUCUCUCUCUCUCUCUCUCUCUCUCUNCUCUCUCUCUCUCUCUCUCUCUCUCUCUCUCUCUCUCUCGCCCCUGCCGCGUUUGCUCACUUACUAGCUGCGAGCCUUUGUCACCUUCUCCCCGUCAAUCGACCUCUCUCUCUCUCUCUCUCUCUCUCUCUCUCAAGGCUACUUGGGAGAGAAGAGGAGGAGAGGAGAGGAGAGGAGAGCAGAGGAGUGGAAAGAAGAGUGAUCGUGAUCUGCGAGUUGGCUGCUGCAAGCUGCCUUUGCCUUUGCCUUUCGCUUCGUUAAAAGCUUUUAUUGACGCCGCCGCCCGCAGCCGAAUAUCCCGAAUUCUCGCGGCUGCCUGACCCGGCCGACUGCAAAGAAAAGCGCUGCGCUGUGCUGUGCUCUUCUCUUUACUGCGGAUUAAAGGACGGAUCCUGCACAAUUGCCGAACGGAUCUUCCGAUCACGUCUUGGUCGUCAGGAUCGCCGCGGUUCGCCAGGAUGAAGACGUCAGGCUGACCUCUAGAGUAGUGACGCUAUUCUGCUCCCCGCUCCUGUACACUCCCCACUCCUCUUUUCCCCUCCUCCUCCUCCUCCUCCUCCUUGUGCCUUUCUGGGUGUCCUUUCUCCUUGUCGUUCUCUCUCCCCUCUCGCCGCCUCACCCUUCCCCCAAGUUCCCCGUGCGCGCUAAGGGUUGCCGAAAACGGAUUCCCAAUGGCCCUCUUCGAACAUAAGGCCUCCCUCUUCGAACAUAUUAAGGCCUCCCUCUUGGAACAUAAGCCUUACUAGGAGGCCUUAUGUUCCCGAAAGUCCCGUUCAAAUCUGAGGGGUGCUUCACCAAAUUUUCCUUCCAAUUCGAGGUCCUUUUCCAAGUUUGGCUCGAAUUUGAAGGUGCUUCCUCAAGCUUGGCUCCAAAUUGCACAAAUUUGGAGGUGCUUCCUCAAAUUUGGCUCAAAAUCCGCCAAAUUUGGAGGUGCUUCUCUCCAAAUUUCGCUCAAAAUUCGUCAAAUUUGGAGGUGCUUCUCUCCAAGUUUCGAGUUCUCGAAAUUGCCGCGGCCGCCGAACCAGCGGAUGCGUUGGUGUCUAGGCUCUCAGUGAUUCAACCUUUCGACCUGUCAGCCGUUCAACGUCCUCGUGUGCCUGAAUCAGAUGCGUGGAAAAAGGUCUGGCUCCGAGGAGACAGUACAGUAUAUAUAUCAAGAGAAAAGAAGAAGAGAAAGAUUCUGAAGAAGAACCGAAAGAAGAAAAGGAAGAAGAAGAAGAAGAAGAAGAAGAAGGAGGUAGAAAUUAGAGCAAUUGGGAGAAGAAAAAGAUGGUAGAUACACACCGGUAGGAGACAGAACUGCUCGCAGAAAAUUGGGAGAGAAGGAUGAGUUGGAACAAGCCGGCGAUGGACAACAAGAAGAGAUGUGAGAACACUGUUGCGUGCUCGCGCAAGAGUCCCAAGACCACACAAUAUGGGCAAGAAAGAGGGACUCGAGGAGGAGGCGGAGGACGAGAGGAUCGAUAAAAUUGGUAAAGAUGAUUGGGAUGACGACUACGCCGAUCGUGAAGACAACAACGACGUGAGGAGUAAUCGGAGAAAAGCAGUACGACGAGGAGGAAUCGGAGAAGCAGUACGAGGAGGAGGAGGAGGGGUGCAGAGGCCAGUGACGAUUCCGAGGAUGAUGAGGAUAAUUCCUGUGCGUGUGAUUGCGUGUGAUUGCGUGUGAUUGCGUGUGAUUGCGUGUGAUUGCGUGUGAUUGCGUGGCGUGCCGCCGGGAAAAGGAAAAAAAAAACAAGGCUUGCGUCUAGCCUUUCUACCACUCUUAGGUCCAGACCGUCCAGCCCAACGACCAGCAAUCAUCAAUUCCCCACCAUCCUCUUCACCGAACCAUUAGCGGUCAUCUUCUCCGUCUCCGAUGGGCUGGAAAGAAUUUUCAGCUGGAAAGUUAUCGCGACGCUCGAAGCGGGCAAGCUCCCAACUCGAGCCCCUGACUGCACGGGUCUGAAUACGCGAAGGCGAAGCGGAUGUGGUCGUAGCCGUGGCUGUAGGCGUUCGUGGGUACGCGUGUGCUUGUGUC
Molecule: messenger RNA, 2349 nt
Organism: Chara braunii
Lineage: Eukaryota; Viridiplantae; Streptophyta; Charophyceae; Charales; Characeae
Source: the annotation of a GenBank genome assembly